This is a messenger RNA of Westerdykella ornata, 1090 nucleotides long. RefSeq lists its product as uncharacterized. The transcript is spliced from 3 exons. The coding region runs from base 8 to 1090 and encodes 360 amino acids. The record is from RefSeq and is a predicted model, not a curated record. NCBI's taxonomy places the organism in Eukaryota, Fungi, Ascomycota, Dothideomycetes, Pleosporales, Sporormiaceae.
CGUAGCCAUGAUGGCCUUUCCACUUCUCCUUUUCGUUGUCGCAUUUCUUACUCGGGCCCUCCCAGGCGCCGCGCAGUGGAGCCAGACCGUUUCCAACGGCCUCUAUUACGGCACGCAGGUGGGAAUUCCCAAUCCCAGGCCAACGCUCACGUACAACUGCGCCCUCUUGCCCUCAAUAUGCCAAAAUGUUCAAAACUGGAUCAACCAAGAUCCCGUAAACCGUGCUCUUCCCCGGACUUUUCACGUGGACCCCAACUCGCAGAGGCUCGAUCGUCGAAGGGCAAACUCGUGUCCGAGCGAUUGGAGCGACAACCAUGACUGUCCUGAAAUCUUGCAGGACCCCAUUAGGGCGUGGGUUAGGACGCCAAGGCUUCUAAAGGAUACCUGGGCCUUCCCAAGCACUCAACUCCUCCCCCGUCCGGCGAACUCUGGCUCCGGUUCUGGGGUACCCGGUGCUGGGUUCAAGUACGAAAUAGCCGCUGCCAACCUAGUUGACUCCGCUGGUCUAGCAUACACGUGCGACGAGUUUCCUCCAGCUUCCUGGAUUGAAGGCGGAAGCGACCUGAACGGGAACAGCGCGACAACUAUCUGCGCCCCACAUGGCAUAAGCUGUAGUAGCAAGGAGUGGAAAAUAGUGAAGAGCCUGUACAAUGGAGUGCCAGGGACGGAAUACCCCAGUGCACGAAGCGAACAGGACUGGCAGGCAACAUCUCACUCCCAUCUGUCAGGGUACGCGAGACGAAACCUUCCAGGUCAAAUUAUGCAGUUCGAAUUCCGGACAACGAGUGUGGCCCCAGGCAUCUCACCAAACGCCGCCACAAUCCGUUUGCCAGGACAAACUAUCACCGUUACCAAGCGUGGUGUGGCGGCUGUAGAAACAUUUUCCCACGCUCUCCCCACACCCCUGGCAAGAUCCGGCGUGCAUAUAGAGCUGAUCGAGGAGAUUGAGGUUUCUGAGAUUCAUGAGUUUGCGGCUCCGACACCAACCAGUUCUCCUGACCAUGGAAAACGUGAGAUGGUAAUUGAGCACGGAUUUAAUCUGGUAUGCCCAGUCUCCGCUAGUAUACCGGAGCCGAAGACCCCUAUUUAA